AUGUCUGACCCUGAGGCUGCAUCAUCUAAUCCGGAUAUCCGGGAUGAUAUCACUGGCUACUCGAAAAGCAAACAACCUGAAAAUCAACCAGAACCUGGGCCCAAGGUUAAAGGGCGUCCGAAAACCUCGAUAAAACUCCAAGAGCUGAAAGCCAAAGAUCUUGUCGCACUAAAAGAAGAGGAUCUUGAACAGGUCAUCAAGGCAUGUGACAAAGACCACCAGCCCUUGCUUCGCGAUCAUGUUCGAAUAGCCAAGGCCUACGGCGAGCUUCUGAUCGAGAAAUGGAGAAAGACCAACCCGAGAUUCUUCCACCGAAGCACCACGCAGCUCAACAUGAGAGGACAGCGGAAAAUUGGUCCCAAGGAAGUCAAGCUCCUAUUGGACAAAUUCUCGAUUUCUCUCAAGCAGAUGAAGGAAGAACUCGACACCUUGAAUCGUGAUCGUACGGAACCCGUCGAGGCAGAUGAGGAGACGAGGAUGCGGCACGACUUGACGGAACGCCUGACGGAGCUCUUAUCAACGCUCACUGAGGAUAUGAAGGAGCUGCAGGACACGGACGUCAAGCAUAACAAGAUCCGCUGGAAGCAAGAAUGGAAGCUCUUCAUUUUCUUCUUCAGCUUGCUGUCGGGUAUAACCAGUUUUUAUGUCGCGUCCCGCUAUGGCACCGCCAGGUCUGGCCAAUGUGCAAAUUCCGUCGCUGCAGCCAAUGAUGUUGUGCUUUCCUUGAACAACUAUGAGCCAGAAAUGCUUUCUCUCGUGUACAAGGCGGUGGAAGCUAGGAAGAACCAGCAGGUUGUUGUGGAGAAUGCGGAAGACGCUUCUACGGAGCGGCCAGGCGACUUGUAG
Molecule: messenger RNA, 846 nt
Organism: Neoarthrinium moseri
Lineage: Eukaryota; Fungi; Ascomycota; Sordariomycetes; Amphisphaeriales; Apiosporaceae
Exons: 1
Coding region: 1-846 (281 amino acids)
Source: RefSeq, a predicted model, not a curated record